Messenger RNA from Lottia gigantea (owl limpet), 1053 nucleotides. RefSeq lists its product as hypothetical. The record is from RefSeq and is a predicted model, not a curated record. The coding region runs from base 65 to 973 and encodes 302 amino acids. The transcript has 9 exons. Lineage: Eukaryota; Metazoa; Mollusca; Gastropoda; Lottiidae.
CGUUAGCCUUAGGAAUAAAGAGUAAGGUCUUAGGAAUAAAAGUGUUACGACGUUUCAAAAGACGAUGGCAGAAAAACAGGGUCCAUCUCCAGGGUACCAAGAGUCUAAUUCUGGGUACCCAAACCACCCUGGUUACCCACAAACAUAUCAGCCAAAACAAUCUGGUGCCUCGAAACCAAUAACUGUUCAGGUAGAAAAAGAAACUGAACAUGAUUCAACACACAGUAGUGGAGGUGGAUUUUUAAAUUCGUUAAAAUCUGGUGUGAAACAAGUAGGAAAACAACUUGGUAAAGAGAUAGAUUAUUGUUCUAAUAAACUCAAUACAGCUUUAGAUACCAAUGCUUCUGGGACAAUGUUGGAUAUGUUUAAAAAUGGUAAUGUGGUACAGCUAGUAUCACGAGCCAGUGGAAGAUGUCUACAGAUUGUAUCUUUACCUGAUAACUCACUUAUUGUUGAUGGACAUGGCCCGAGUGAUCCUAAGGCUUUCUUUACUCACUGGACAGUAGUUAAUGAGGGACAGAAUCAGGUUCGUCUUCACAACAACAACAACUAUCUUUGCAUCGCUAAUGGUCAUACUUGUUUAGCUCAUGUGGGACCAGGCGUUACUCAAGGUUUAGAAACUAAAUUCCAACUGACACAGACAAACCAGUUUGUAAUUUUUGAAUCUUUGAAAGAACGUCACCGCCAUAUUGGUAUAUUAUCUGAUGGUCAAUUAAAACCAGCAGUGGCUACAGGAAGAGAAGAUCAUGCUCAGUUUGGUGUUAAUGUUAUAUAUACACCCUACCCUACAUCUAAUGUUACAGUGGGCUGUGAAUCAAGAUUUAGUUUUGUUAGAAAUCUGAUUGUUUUCUCCUCUUUUACAAUAAACUAUAAUAAUCUUUCUGUAUUGUUCUCUUCUAUUCUUAUACAUGUAGUAAGUGGUUUGUUGAGCGGAAUAACAGGCAUAGUUUUUGUAUGGGUAUCGCAGGAUUGAUCUGUGCAUUUGCUAAGAAACUUCCAUUAGAUUCUCAAGUAACAUAUUUGUAAAUUAUAUAAAGGAUUAAGUUUUAUGUA